Molecule: messenger RNA, 1047 nt
Organism: Thyridium curvatum
Lineage: Eukaryota; Fungi; Ascomycota; Sordariomycetes; Thyridiales; Thyridiaceae
Exons: 5
Coding region: 1-1047 (348 amino acids)
Source: RefSeq, a predicted model, not a curated record
AUGGCCGAUUCACCCUCGUCGCCCGCUGCCGCGGCGGCAAUGCAGGCUGCUAUGGAGGCAGCGCUGCGAGCGUUCAACACGGAGCUUUGGACUCUGUACUCGUUUGGAGUUCUGAUUACUUGCCUGAGAACGUACUCCCGUAUCACUUCUGUGGGCCUCUCAAACUUGCGGGCGGAUGACUACAUCGUCUGGCUUGCAGUUUUGCUCUACACCACACAGUCAACUUUGGCAUACUUUGCCGUCAACCAUGGCCAUGGGCUUGCAAACAAUACCAUGACAGACGAGCAACGAGCAGCUCUAUCUCCGAAUUCGCAGGAAUACGACUUGAGGAAGGACUUGACCGACGCUACCGCCAACGGAUCUGGAUCGGGCAUCUGUCAACCUGCCCUUGCUCCGCCGAUUGUCUGGGUCACCUUUGUCUCGAGCGUUCUCACGGACAUCUACCUCAUCCUGAUCCCAUUGCCCAUGCUCUGGGGAACGAGUCUGAAGCUUGUCAAGAAGAUCCUCUCCUCGUUUGUCCUUGGAGCAGGUGUAUUUGUGCUGGUGUGCUCGCUUCUCAAAACAGUCUUUGUUGAAAUUGAUCCUGUCAAUGGUGCCCAGCUCGCUGGCCAAUGGGGUGUUCGCGAAUGCUUCGUUUCUGUCGUCACCACCAACCUGCCCAUGAUCUUCCCUCUCCUUCGUACAUGGUUCAAACCCAUCUUCGGUAGCGCCUUCUCUUCCGUGAAAACAUCCUACAAGCACCCGAGCGGUUUCCGUACCAUCGGCGGUCACGAACACGGCACAGGCAUGAGCAGCCGGCGGCGCAUGACCGCCUCCACCAGCGCAAAGAACAGCGGUGCCAACACCACACUUUCGUUGACCGAGAGCGAGGAGCGCAUUGUCAAAGACGUCAAGCUGCAGACUCUGAACGUCUACGCUACCUCUGACGCUGAUGACAAGGUGGCAAAGCCAAAGGGCAUUGUUGUGUCCAGCGAGUUCGAGAUUACCGAGGACAGGGCCAGUCAGCACGGUGGACAGAAGGCUCAGCGUGCUCACGAACCGUGGUGA